UUGAUUUUGGAAAGCGCAAUCAUCGUCCUUUGUCUCAAACGCCAUAUGCAGUACUGAAGGCGGACAAGCAAUGUGAGGGUCAGAAUCAACAUCAUCCGGCAAAUAUCACUAAUAGAGCUGACAAAGCCAACACUCAAGUCAGUGUUGAGGGUGAUUUAGGUGCCAAGUUUCGCGUCUCUCUGGAUGAGUGGCUGCAGCCGCUCCCUUCCUGCCAAGAGUUAGAGAUACCUUUGCACUUGAAGCCUAUAUAUGAGAAGCACAAAAUUCUCUAUACGGCAGAGUUGAAGAAUGUUGUUACCUCUUUUGGGCAGGUCCUGCAGUCAACUUUCUGCAAGCGGUUGGGUCUCAUGUUGAUGGAAGCGCACUCCAAUGCAGUGUCAAACCAUGAGCACAGGAGUGAAGGUUUUGUCGCCCCAAGAGUCAUUGCAACAAGAAGUGUCGAGCACACGGGAGCGGUGACUUUUGGCACCCCAACAGCCACUGCAGCAGGCAUUGCUAUCCACUCUUCCAAGUGUCCAUUAUCGGAUCCUGAUUCCUGGGCAGAAGCAGGUGCUGAUGAUCAGAACAAGGCACAACCUGGUGGUGUAGUUGCUGCUCCCAAAGUAGUGGAGACCGGUGCAUUAGCUGAGAAGGUUGGGGUGGAAGCGGAACAGGGGGCGGGUCAAAGCACAAGCGUUGCUAAGCGUUCCAGGGCUGCUGCGUUGCAACAAGGUGAGAGUAGCAAUCAUUCUCAUGGGAAGGAUUGUGUGGAGCAAGAGGAAGUUAUACAUCAGGGCGGAAAGGUGACCCCCAAAGAUGCUUGCAACAUGGAUCCUUCGGGAGCUUCUGAUAAGGUUGAAACACCAGUUCUUUCCCAGGGCACGGUGCAGGCAAUGAUGGUAACUGCCUUGGAGUGGGAAGAUGGCCCAUCUUGUGCUCUUUUCUCGGAGGGGACCAAAGACUGUGAGUGGAUGAAUCAAAAAGUAGACAUACCAGUCAAGCAUGUGCAGACAGCAAAUGCUUCUAGCUCUGAUGUGCAGAAUUCAAUCCCAUCAGUGCCAAACUUUGACAACACUCCUCAAGUUGAAAGGCCUAGCAACCUCCCAACCGCAACAGUUGACAUAGCUCCAAAGCUCCCUAGGGCAAACGACAUUCCGGGGCCUGUGUUUGAUGUGUCCCCCAUCUCAUUCAAAAACGCUUCCUCCGAUGGACCUCAAGUAGUAGUGGAUUUGCACGAGACAACCGAGGCGAAUGUUGAGGUCAGGGGUGAGUCCAACAGUCUUGGUAAACAGUCAAAGAAGAAAAGGGUGGCUGUCUCCCCAGACAAUGUGCCAACGAUGAAGAAGAUUAAGAUGAAAGAGUUUGAUAUGUGA
Aegilops tauschii subsp. strangulata is the source of this 1352-nucleotide messenger RNA. RefSeq lists its product as uncharacterized. Lineage: Eukaryota; Viridiplantae; Streptophyta; Magnoliopsida; Poales; Poaceae. The record is from RefSeq and is a predicted model, not a curated record.